Xenopus tropicalis (tropical clawed frog) is the source of this 6459-nucleotide messenger RNA. RefSeq names its product Bcl2 modifying factor (gene bmf). The coding region runs from base 355 to 918 and encodes 187 amino acids. Gene Ontology annotation, biological process: apoptotic process. Lineage: Eukaryota; Metazoa; Chordata; Amphibia; Anura; Pipidae. The transcript has 5 exons. The record is from RefSeq and is a predicted model, not a curated record.
CUUAUGGCAAGUAGUUGGUAGUGAGUACAGUAAAACAAAGUUGGUAACAGAAGCCAUAUCACGGCCCAAAGAAUGGACGCCAGGUUAACUCUUCCUGGCUUAGUGUGUUGAAGUGAUUGUAUUCCGAGCAGUGAAUUGUAUUCCGAGUGUGAAUCGACCGAGAAAAGGGCAGCGGGGAUACGGGACACAGGGGAUGUGAAGCAAUCAUUGCUCCGCCUGCCAAUCACAGCCGGUCCCUCCCCAGCCGCUCUCAAACACACUCACAGAGAGACUUCACGCAAUGAGCUUGCCGCUACCCUGCAGGUGAGAGGACACACGGCACCCUGCCUGCCUGCCCGGAUCCCCCGCCAAAAGAUGGAACAGGAGAGUUACCUGAAUAUGGAUGAGUUAGAUGACGAUGUGUUUUAUCCUGAUGAAUUUGGAUACCCAGAUCAGACCAUGACUUCCUCCACAGUAUUCAACCAGAGCCAGUCCUACACAUGCCUGCUGAGCCGCUUUCACCUCUUCCCACUUUCUCACUGUUGUGGCCCUGGAUGCAGGGGCGCAGACUACGAAGACAAGGCUACGCAGACUCUGGGUUCCCCUUCCAUCAGCCAGGACAUCAUGCUACCCUGUGGGGUGUCUGAAACCCCUCAAAGACUUUUUUAUGGACAUGCAGGAUACCUAUUAUAUCUCCCUCAGAAUUCUCCGGCCCGUUUUGGAGAAGAGGUUGACAACAGGAGGCAAGAACAGAGCGCAGAGCAUCGGAUCGCCCGCAAACUGCAGUGUAUUGGAGACCAGUUUCACAGUGGUAUUUCACAGGCAGGAACAUGGUACUUCCAUGGGCACAGAUCUAUACCCCCAACCAUGCUGGAUAAUUUUUGCCUUUGGAAGGGAAGCUUCAACAGAACCGAAAUCAGUUUUGGUCUCAGAUCUUAAUCUUCUUCCGCAACUUGGUAAUGCAUCCAGUGGGGAAUAGAGCCGGGCUGGCUCAGAGGUGAGAACUGUCGCAGAAAUGGCAAACUACAAAUGGUCCUGCACAGGCUCCAGAAAAAGACCCCAGAACUGUCAUCCGUACCUUUUCCAGUAAAGUGGUCUUUGGCACAACGGCAGGGAAUUCUGUUCAAACACUGGAUAGGGUAUCCAAUAACCAGAUUAUAGAAGGAGCAGCUUUGUAGGUUAUUGAGCUCAAGAGUACAUUUCAAUGAAUGAUAAGGUAUGUGUGCAUUUCACACAGAAAAACUGCAUAUAUGUAUCAUCCGGACAAUCAUAAUGUCUCCAUGCAAAGUAAGAGGAGCUGGAAGUUUGGUGCGGCACAAAGGUGGAAUAUGUACAUCUAGAAGUAGAAAUAAGAAACUAAAAGUCUUUGGGGGUCCGAAACAUUUACUUGUUCCCAAAUUAGAAGGUUCACUGCAAAAAUACCCGAGGCAUUUUAUCUGUCUGGGAUUUCUCUUCUGGUAAAUACCUAUGUUUCUUGAGAGAGGGGCCUCAUAGGAGCGUUCAUCACUAAUGCAAAAGGCAGCUUUGUGAUGCACGGAUGUAAUCAGAGUAUAAUGUCAACUGAAAAGUGUUAGACAAUCAGGGAGCUUUUAUAUGUUCUUUUAUCAUGUUUAUUGACUGGGCAAAAAAAUUCACUCUAGGGCAACUUAAAGUUGACCAUAGAAUUGUUGGAGUAGGAAGCCUGUUGGUAGAUAGGAAUAUUGCAGUCCGUGCAAGCUGUGCUCAUUUUGCACAUGGCUCCCACUCUGGUGCUGUAUUUGUAGUGUGCAUGGAACAGAACAAUAGAUUCUCCCUGCACAGACUUAAAGCUGGGUCCCCUAACAUGUUUUAUAUAUUAGCCCUCAUUUAACCCAGAGACAUUAACCUGAGGAAGGAAAUAUGUGGAAUUUACUCUUAAAGGGGUGGUUUACCUUUAAGUUAACGUUUAGUAUGUUAUAGAACGGCAACUUUUCAGUUGAUCUUCAUUAUUUUUUUCUAGUUUUUUAAUUAUUUGCCUUCUGACUUUUUCCAACAUUCAAAUGGGGGUCACUGACCCCAGCAGCCAAAAACUAUUGUGUGUGGCUACAAUUUUAUUCUUAUUGUUACUUUUUAUUACUUAUUUUUCUAUUUCUGUCCUCUCCUAUUCAUAUUCCAGUAUCUCAUAUAAACUACUCCCUGGUUGCUAAGGUCAUUUAAACCCUAGCAACCAUAUAAUUGCUAUAAUUCCAAACUAUAAUUAAAUAUUUUUAAAAAAAAAACACAAAUAAUAAAAAAUGAAGCCCAGUUGCACAUUGUGUUAGAAUAAUACUUUCUGCAUCAUACUAAAUGUUAACUGAAAGCUGACCAAACCCCUUUAAUAGUUUUCCAUAGAGAAUAUGGUUUACGUGGACCAUAAAUAUGAACAGGGGAAAAGACUGUGUUGCAGAAUAGGACACACUGUGUAGGUCCGACACUUACUUGCUGGACAAAAUGUCAGCCUGUAUUGCAGCUCUCACAUACAGUGUUUAUCCAGAGAAAACCAAUGAUAUUUCCCUGCAAUUUGCUGCAAGCAACUUGUCCCUUUAUGAAGGUUGCUGGUAUAAUUUAGUUUUAGUAUGUAGCCGGGGCCUGUGCCCCAGCUCUCUUUGGAGGAUAGCAACCUCUUGACUCCAAAUCCACUAGCAGAUGUUUGUCCAUUUGCACUCGACAUCCCACUGCUGGUUAUCUGUUGCAUUUAACACCACCACAUUUUAUGUGAGUGUCCAUAAUGUAUAGAAGAGCACUAAUACCACCAUCUGUUUAGUGCCAAUUUAAUCAUUUAUGCGCCAUCUGUUCAUUGCGACUACUGAUAAAUCCACUAUUUUAUAUUUCUUGUGUGCUUCAGCUAUGUAGCUCACACACACAAGCCAAACUGGACUAAUGGCAGAUUGCAGGUCUUAAAGGGGUAUGUGGGGGUUUGUGUUAGGAGUAAGAAGCCACAGCCCCAAUAGAUCUCACUCUCACUUUUUUCCACUGCCUCAUUUUCUUUUUCUUUUCCAUUCCACUCUACUGAUCUCUCAUACUGCUGUUCUCUCAUUUAUUUACCCUCUUCCCAUCUCUAUCUUGUUUGCUGUGUACCAUUCCCUAUCCUAUCAUUCUCUUUUCCAAGCUUCUACAGUAAGACUCUCUCUGUUUCUCUAUUUUAAUCCUUUUCUGUGUCAAGUCAAUCACCCUGCAACAGUAUAUUAAACUGUGAAGUCCCAGUCCCAUUUACUGCAAUUAAUAGUGCAAAUUCUUAAUCCUUGGAUGGAUAACGGCUCAGUGUCCCCAAUUUUAAUUAGGAGAUUUCUUAGUUCCAUGGUCAGUCUGACCCUGAAUUAUAACAAUACAUUGAGAAUAGAAGGGAAAACAAGUAGAGUUAAGUUCAGGAAAGUAGUUAAGUGUUCAGUAAGAAAAACUGAUUCAGUGGAAAAGAGAUUGUGGAAGAAGAAAGAACAAUGUGACAGUAUAGGAGGAAUUGAAUGGAAAGAUUGGAGGAGAAACCUGUGUAGUUGAUGGGUAUUAAAGGCUUCGGCCUCUAUGAAUGAUCAGUUUUUAAUUUGAUAUUAAAUUACAUGAACAUGGGGAUGUGAAAAUGAGUAAGUACGUAUAGUUACAGAACAUCUCAAGGCAAACACUUGUCACAUGGUGGUAUUCUGGGCAUUUUGUCUCAGCCAUGCAGAAUUCUGUGACUGCAAUCAAGUCUUUUUAUCCCAGGGUAAAAAGUUGCUCUCCUUAGCCCAGCCUAUUCAGCCAGAAACAUGAUUGUGUGAGGCUCAUUCACUGUCUGUGAAUCAUUUUUACAUCUUUAUAAAGCGGAGGGACCCAAAUGCAUUUCCAGCUCUGCAAUGCUUUAUUUUUAGCUUACAGUCAUCUUUCAAAGGAUGAGGCUCCAUUUCUCUGUUACACUUAUGACACUGAAUGAUGUGGGAGGUCUAAAGGUACAAAGCACCAAUCAAAAUCAGUCUGCUUUGCAUGUCACUGAUAUGAUUGUUUUAUUCUCUUUUCAAAAGUAUUCAUUAGCUGGAAGAAGUAAGCAUGUCUGUUGCAUUAAUUUAUCUUCUGGAAUUAGUAUCCUGUAAAGUCAGUUUGUAUAGGAAAUUAUGUGCAUGCACCCUAGUAACGGGACUGUUUGGAUCCUAUCUGAACAAUGUUUUGCUUCUCGGCCUAGCUGACCCGACAAUACCCAGUUCACCUGCCACUGUUUCCUGCAGUUGUUACAUUCUGAGCCAAUUUAUAUUCUUAUGAUUUUAUUUUUAUUAGAAGGUUAUAUGCUGGGAGGCUUUUUUUGUAUUAACCCACUACUCUUUCUGUGAAUAAGUACUUCCUUGUCUCUUGAGCCUGGAACCUUUAGACCUUUUGUUACAAUAUAUUUGCUUAAUGUUUUCCUCCUGUAUAUUGGUUACUAUGCAUUUGGAGUUUUCUCGUGUAUAGUAUAGGUUAUCAAACUGCACACUAUUCAGAACGGAGGUCAUGUGAAUAGAGCAAAAAAUGCUCUGAAAACAUUAUCUGUCUGUGUCAUGCACUGGAAUUCACCUUUGAUUUGUAUUGUUAUGCCCAGUCAAUAAGGGAUUUUGUUUUUAUGGCUCUGGAGCAUGCGAUUAAAGGGAAUCAACUGUGUUAGUUUAUCUGUCUCAUUUGCUGAUGCACCAUGCAUUGCCCAAUAUAUAUAACAAACACAUACCAAAACUUGUACCAAAUGAUUUUAUCGGUAAGUGUAUGGCAAACUUUACACUUUACUCCCUGGAGCUGGAUCCAGUGGGAAAUAAGAGGCUCCUACUGCGGUUAGUAUUGCCGCUGGCCAUCCUUCUAGUGACAGGGUCAAAACUUUUCUUGUGCAGCUGAAAGAAUUUGAUUAUAAAAAGUGUAAAAAACAAAUAUUACAAGUUCUUUUGUUUUGAGGUUUAUGAACACUGCACACUAGCAUAAACAUUUAGGACCCAUUUAAUUGAUGGGUUGGGAAUCAAAAUUGUUCAUUCUAAACAAAGACUGAUGUUGAACUGGCUUUCAUCCCAAAAGGUAACAGAUCUGUCCAGCAGGAAUACUCUGCAGAAAGAUGGCAGGGUCUUUCUUGGCAAAUAAUCUUUUUUCAAGUGGAUCAGUGCAUCAUGCAACAAAGAGAUGACAUUUCAUGAUGUACAUUUUGUUACUGUAAAUACAGUCCGUUCUUGUUUUGUAUCUGAUAUUCCUAAUGUUCCAGGCUAAGAGCAAUGACAUGUGGGUCUUUUUGAUUAUCACCACUCUCCCUGGGAAACAGCCAGUAAUAAGAAUCUCCGUUGGUAGUUUCUUGCUGACUCCAGUGAAAGGUAAAAUGAAAAGCCCAGUGGGUGAUGAUUAUUGCCUGAUAACAUCAUUGCUUUUCCUGAAUAAUCGUGGCCAUUAACCAAUUGCGAGGAAAUCUACACCAUGAUUAUCCCUACUUUCCUGGGGAAGUGUUAAUGACCAGUAGUUCAAUGUAUCAUCGCCCAAGAGACUACUAAAACUCUGUUUCUGCUGUGCAUUCUGCAUUAUCUCACAUACGCAAUAUUUGUUGCCUCGAAAAGGCAUAAAGGGACUGUAAACCUAAAAAUAAUUUGUUUGUUGAAAAUUCUCAUUGUACUAGUUUCACUGUCCAAUCCAUUAGGCUAAGGACCCACGGACUGAACGGCUCCAUGGGUCCUCAAACAGGAAGUGGAAAUACCAGAUAGUGUGUUGUCAUAUAGAUAGAAAGCCCAUUAUCUGCUAACUGGGUAAAACUCUCAUUCUGGACUUGAAGAAAAUGAGCCUUAAUGCACUGCAGUUAAGGUGCAGGACAGUAAUAAUAAGAAUUCUUUUUUUGCCUAAAAAUUCCAUAUAAGCAAUAAGAAUUCAGAAUGGAUACCACUCCUGAUGGGUGCUAAGAGAUUUCACUGUAAAUAAAUUGUAUUUGUAACUGUAAUUAAUUUGUCAUUACCAAAUAAAAUCCAGAAUGCAUUGUGAGAUGGCAAUCCUCUUCGCACCUCAGUGCCUUAGACUGAAAUUUUAUUUGUCCUUAAUAUCUGUUUUGUGAUUGUACGUUGUCUGCAACACUGGAUUGUUCUGACAUGCACAUUCUCACUUUUACCAUGAGAGGAGAGAGACCCAGUGAUCAUGUAGCAAGGCAUUAACCACUCCUGCUCAGGGCCCUCAUUCUGUAUCGUAGGGAUUCUCAAAGGCAGCCCACUCAGGCCUCACAAGCAGCACCCAGAAUCCUCACAGAGGCACUGGGGGUUCUACCACCCACCCAGAACUAAGCAUAAUGUACCAGUGUGCACUGUUGGUGGGACUGAGGCCUGGAGCUGAGAAUAACCAUAUUGUAUGAGGGGAAUAUAAAGUGCCAGGGUGGACUGGUUAAUCCUGUGUGCAGUCAGGACAUCCACUGCUUGGGUAAUAGUGCAUUAUAUCUGUAUAUUGUAGUAUGUAUAUUUAGUUAUAUUCACUGUCUUCUUGUGUUUUUAAUAUCCUUACUGGUACUGUUUGUAUAAAAAUAAAAAAAAUCAGAUCAAA